GAAUUGCUCAGGAAUCCAUCUGGGUCUACCAGCGGUCCAGAAUCUGCAAUCAUGCCCCCCCUGGCCCUGAGGGUCUAGUUCGUCCCGACAGCAGCAAUCGCCCAUCGCCCUCCAAGCCACACCACCCGCAUGGUCGCUGAUCAACCCUCGAAGCCAGUCUUUUUCAGGAAUCGGGGAGAUCAUUGAGGAUGACUGAGAUCAAACGGAUUAGCCCGAUUGGGGCACAGGCUGAAGCCUGCCUAGUUCCUAGACCUGGCACUGGAUCUUUUUGCCUAUGGCUGCACCCAGGGCGAAGAAAGGAUGCCUUGUGUGAAUCAUCGCUGCCAUUCGUCUUGCGCAGCUUCAAUCGUCUCUUCCAAAUUCUUAUAUAUACCACUCUGAUGUCCGGUCCUCAGGCUCUUUUUUUCCUUCAUCAUCAUCUCGAACCAAAUCCAAUCUUGACUACUAUUAUCCAUCUAUACUCUCCUCCAAGCUCUAUUGUUAGCUUCGUGUCGUGUCUCUGAAUAUCUACUUCGUCUUCUAUACAAUUGCAACACUGCUGUAUCAGACCUGAUCAGAUCCAUCGUGACCACAGUUCUAUCUCUUGUGGUUAUUCUCCCUGCCAGUCUUAAAGCUACUCCAUUGAUACGUCGCGAUAUUCUGUGACCUCUUCCUGACCACCGGUCAACAACCCUACCUUACACAAUGUGCAUCUCUACGAACUACGGCGCCUCUCCUCUGGCCUCUGCCAUCCCGGCCGACAUCCCGAACUACCACGGCCACGGCUUGACUGAGCCCGUCAUGAACAGCUCGUCCAACCUCUACUUCUGCUGCCAGUGCAACGACGGGCCCAAACUCUACAGCAUCCAACCCCGGUGCGUGAAUUGCAACCACACCGUCUGCUCCAGUUGCCGUUCUGCCAAGUGAGUGGUGUGGCUGUUCUAGCUUGCUACCAUCUCUUCGUCAAGAUUCUGAGGCUGCGCCUUGAGUCCUGUGCUUGUAAUCUUCCUUUGAGCUUGGCUUUGGCCUUUGAUUGUGUUAUUUUGAGCGGCAUUGAAUCUAUUAUCGACAUGAAUUGGUAUGAAACGGUUAUGUGAAUGAUUGUUUGUUUUAUUGUUCUUUUUGCCUUGUUCUUUUUUUGUUCUUUUUCUUUCUGUUUUCUUUUGCUUUUUUUUUCUUUCUUUUUCCCUGUGAAACAAGAAUAUUGCAUUGGCAUGC
Messenger RNA from Aspergillus candidus, 1197 nucleotides. RefSeq lists its product as uncharacterized. Bases 189 to 503 code for a protein of 104 amino acids. The transcript has 2 exons. The record is from RefSeq and is a predicted model, not a curated record. NCBI's taxonomy places the organism in Eukaryota, Fungi, Ascomycota, Eurotiomycetes, Eurotiales, Aspergillaceae.